AUGGGGAAAGAUUUCCAGUUAGCUCUUAGUGACUUCCAUGUUAUCAUGCACCUUAAAAAAGUAGCUUGGCUCCCAGUGCUAUGGUUGAUGUUGUUACCACGAUGGAAGAGGCAGACAUGCAUUGAGUGUCCACCUGUAAGAGAUGCAGCUACGGGAAAAGAGUAUUUGUAUUCAUUUUAUGAAGAUGUAACAAGGAUACAAGUUGUUGUUGACUUGGUACUGUCAGUACAAGACACAGUAACAAGUGUCAUCGCAGAGUUGGCACAAUAUCUUACUAGGUGGCGAAAAUUCAGAAAACUUUGGAUGUUUGAUAAGACUCUAACAAAUGAAAGGUUUGCUGCCAACAACCCUACAUUACUUGCUUAUGAUGAAAAAUUUGGAUAUUAUACUCGUGUCAUAAAUGAAAUUCAAGAUAUUCAGCCAUAUGUAGAUAUUAAAAGUAUGAGGAUAAACUUGAAACCUAUCAUAAACGCAGUCAUCCAUCAUGCAACUGAGUGGAAGGCUCAACUUGGGCAAAUACUAGCAAAGAAGACAAAGUCCAAUAUGCAAGCUUUCAGAGAUAGAAUGAUUGAUGUGAAGACAAAGCUAGAACAAAAAAUUAUUUCAUUAGAAACCUUCAAAGAUGUAUUGCAGGCAAUAACUACAAUACAGAGAACAUCCAUUCAAGCAGAAAUAGACUACUGUGAAAUGCAAGAGACAUAUCGUACAUUGCACUUACAUCAAAUUGAGGUAAAACUGAAAUUGAAGGUGAAGAUGAUGAAGACAGAAUGUUCCAUAUUUAUAUUUUCAGUACUGAACUUUUCCUUGGAAUUUGUGCAUGUUAGUUUUGAUUAUGUGGUAGGGGUUGCUUCCAGGUGUAAUGGUGAGCCACAAAGGUUAACAGUUGUUUGCAAUCUGUUGGACCUUCGAUACAGCCAGCUUCAAGCCAGUCAUCAGAUGAAAUGGAAACAGCAAAGGGCAUCACAUCAUCAUAUUACUGAGCUUAAAAAUUUGUACAUUUGUGGAAUAGGUACAGUGUCAACUGUAGUACUGAGUGGAGGACUAAGUACAGUGUCAACUGCAGUACUGAGUGAUUGUGUAACAAGCAACAGCAGAAUUGGAGAAAGCCCAAGAUUCCCUGGCAGUGGAUCAACUGCCAGUGCAACUUGCUCUGCUGGGAGGAUGACAAACUGUGGAGGUUGGGCAAUAAUCAAUCUAAGUCCUGGCACCAGGGUGCCAGAAUGUAAUGUUCCCUUGGUUAUUCUCAAACUUUUGGUAUAUCUCAAUGCCUACUCGCCUUUAAUUAUCAAUUGUGGACUUCUUCACAGAAUUAUGCGGAAUUUGCUGAAAGACAAAGAUUUGGGCAGGGAUCUUCUAAUUAUAAAUACAGACUUGAGAGCAUUACUAGAACCUUAUGAUUCAAAAUCAGGAUUAGGAAUGAAUAUACGAUACAAUUUUCAUAUGACUUCCAAAGUUAAUCCCAUGAUUUAUCCUCAUGAGGAUGAAAUAGAAGCACAUCAGCUGCAGAAGGAAUGGGAAGAACUGUAUUUGGCAUCAAUUAGACGUACAUACAAUCUGGAGUCAACGAAAGCACGUUUUGCUACAAUGUCACAGAAGCAGAUUGAUGACUUUGCUCACCGGUGUGAGGCAUUUGCAUGUCGAUUUCAAGCAGAAGGUCCUGGUUCUGUAGAAAGAGAUCUUGAUCGUGGUUUAGAACUUGUUGAUGAAUAUUCUCCCCAGUUUGCUGAGCUUGAUGAACAGCGACUUGAAUUCAUGAACACAGAAAUGCUAUUUGAUUUGCCUCCAGCUGACUACUCAGCCUUUGUUGAAGCAAAGACAGAAAUGGAGGGACUGGAGAUGAUAUAUGAUUUAUACAGAUCACAGAAGACUGCUCGUGAGGCAUGGGCAAAGACACUGUGGGUAAACUUGAACCCACAAGUUCUUCUUGAUGGAACUGAAGCAUUCAUGAAAGAAUUCCGCAAAUUGCCACCAAAUGUCAAGAAAAUACCUGUUGGACAGGAGUUGAAUCUUAUUCUGAAGCAGUUUAAAAAUUCUAUACCACUUUUUGUUGAACUGAAGAAUGAGGCACUUCGUGAGCGUCAUUGGAAUGAACUUAUGGAUAAAACUGGACAGCAUUUUGACAUGGCUGCAGAUCGCUUCACUUUGGAGAACAUGUUUGCCAUGGAACUUCAUAAAUACCAAGAUAUUGCUGAAGAGAUUAUCAACAAUGCAGUGAAGGAAUUGUCGAUAGAGAAGGGUGUGCGUGAGGUGUCAGAAGUUUGGAGUUCUCUGAAUUUCAUUGUCAUCCAACAUACUAAAGCAGGUGAAGAUCGUGGUUACAUACUUGGACCUGUUGAAGAAGUGGUUCAGGUGCUCGAAGAUAACACCAUGAAUCUGCAAAGUAUGGCUGCAUCACAAUUUGUUGGACCAUUCCUACCAACUGUGCAAAAGUGGGAAAAGGAUUUAAGCACUGUUAGUGAUGUUAUGGAUGAAUGGUUCCUAGUGCAGAGAAAAUGGUUAUACUUGGAAGGGAUAUUUGUUGGUGGUGACAUUCGUACUCAGCUCCCAGAAGAAGCACGAAAAUUUGAUGAGAUUGACAAGACCUUUCGCAAGAUAAUGCUGGAAACAGCGAAGAAACCACUUGUAAUUGAAUGUUGUCUGGUGGAAGGCCGAUUGGCUGUACUGCAGGGUCUGAGUGCUGGUCUUGAACGUUGCCAAAAGUCACUCAAUGAUUUCUUGGACUCUAAAAGAAAUGCAUUUUCUCGAUUUUAUUUUGUAUCAGAUGAUGAACUUCUCUCCAUUCUUGGAAGCAGUUCACCAGAUUGUGUUCAAGAACACAUGGUUAAAAUGUUUGAUAAUAUUGCCAGUCUUAAUUUGGAACCAAAUCAGAAUAAUAUAAUAGUAGCAUCUGCAAUGAUCUCAUGUGAGAAUGAAAUUAUGGACUUUCGUGAACCUGUAAUGACGUCAGGGCAUGUUGAGAUAUGGAUGACAAGUAUGCUAGGAGAAAUGCGUCGAACAAACCGGUACAUAACCAAAAAAGCUAUAUAUGACUAUGGGAAGGUCAGGCGACCAAGAACAAACUGGAUGUUAGAUUAUCUAGGAAUGGUGUGUCUUGCUGCAAAUCAAGUAUGGUGGACAGCUGAGGUGGAAAAUGUGUUUAAAAAAAUAAAAGAGGGUAAAAAGAGGUCAAUGAAGGAGUACCUCGAACAACAAAAUAGGCAGCUUGAUGAAUUAGUUGUCAGAGUCAGGGGAAAUUUGUCCAAAAAUGAUCGCAAGAAAUUCAAUACUGUGCUCAUUAUUGAUGUUCAUGCACGUGAUAUCAUUGAAACAUUUGUAAGAGACAGCAUUAUGGAUGAACAGGAAUUUGAAUGGGAAAGCCAACUGAGAUUUUAUUGGGUGAAAUCAGUGGAUAACUUGGUGGUUAGACAAUGCACAGGGAGCUUUGACUAUGGCUAUGAAUAUAUGGGGCUAAAUGGCAGACUUGUCAUUACACCUCUUACAGACCGUAUCUAUCUCACAUUUACACAAGCCCUCUCCAUGCAGCUGGGUGGAGCACCAGCAGGUCCUGCAGGGACAGGAAAAACUGAAACAACUAAGGACUUGGCAAAAGCACUUGGGCUCUUGUGCAUAGUCACAAACUGUGGUGAAGGUAUGGAUUUCAAAGCAGUGGGCACUAUAUUAGCAGGUCUCUCUCAGAGUGGUGCCUGGGGAUGCUUUGAUGAAUUCAACCGAAUAAAUAUUUCUGUCUUGUCGGUAAUAUCAACACAACUUCAGACUAUUCGUAGUGCUCUGCUCAAGAAGAUGACACAGUUCAAUUUUGAAGGAAAAGAAAUAUCUCUGGAUAACAAAGUUGGUGUAUUCAUUACAAUGAAUCCUGGGUAUGCAGGUCGCACUGAAUUACCUGAAUCAGUAAAGGCUUUAUUCCGUCCUGUGGUAUGCAUUGUUCCUGAUUUGGAGCUGAUCUGCCUAAUUAUGCUAUUCUCUGAAGGAUUUCUGAGGGCAAAGGUUUUGGCAAAGAAGAUGACUGUUUUGUACAAAUUGGCUCGUGAACAGUUGUCAAAGCAGUUCCACUAUGAUUUUGGACUACGUGCUCUCAAAUCUGUGCUUGUUAUGGCUGGAGAACUCAAAAGAGGGUCACCUGAAUUAGAAGAAGAUGUUGUGUUGAUGCGUGCUUUAAGGGAUAUGAACUUACCAAAAUUUGUAUUUGAUGAUGUACCAUUAUUUCUUGGACUGAUUGAUGACCUGUUCCGUGGUAUUGAUGCCCACAAAGUUCCACGAGUUGAGUAUCCAGAGUUUGGGGCAGCAGUCAAGCAAGUUCUACAGGAGCAACGAUAUAUUGUUCUGCCAGAGCAGGUGAACAAAGUGAUACAGUUGUAUGAAACAAUGAUGACACGUCAUUCAACAAUGAUAGUUGGUCCAACAGGAGGUGGAAAGACAGUUGUGAUUCAUGCUCUUACACGAGCACAAACUACAAUGGGCCUCCCGACAAAACUAUUUAUCCUAAAUCCUAAGGCAAUAUCUGUCAUUGAACUGUAUGGAAUUUUGGAUCCAGCAACGCGUGACUGGACAGAUGGUCUUCUGUCAAAUAUCUUUCGUGAAAUCAAUAAGCCUCUACCCACAGACCAACAGGAGAGACGCUACAUAUUAUUUGAUGGCGAUGUAGAUGCUUUGUGGAUUGAGAACAUGAAUUCAGUUAUGGAUGACAACAAAUUAUUGACUCUCGCUAAUGGAGAGCGGGUCCGGCUACAACCACAUUGCGCUUUGUUGUUUGAGGUGGGAGAUCUUCAGUAUGCAUCCCCAGCAACUGUAUCACGUGCUGGUAUGGUUUAUGUGGAUCCAAAAAAUCUUGGUUACCAACCAUACUGGUCACGCUGGUUGUCAAUGAGGACAGAUGCAAAACAAAAAUUGGCUCUGAAUGAAUUAUUUGAGCGGUAUGUGCCUGACGGACUUCGGUUUAUACAUGAAGGAGUAUUUGGUUAUGACCAAUUUGCACCUCUGAAGACAAUGAUACCACAGACACCACUGAAUAUGGUCGUCCAGCUUUGCUAUGUUCUUGAGGCACUUAUUCCAGUCCCAGAUGAAACUCAUCCGCCUGUAAUGGAGGAACUCCUUGAGAGUUUAUUUAUAGAAGCUCUGUAUUGUUCACUUGGUGCAACCCUGCUUGCUGAAGGAAUGGAGCAAUUUGAUGAUUAUGUGAAGAAACAAUCAGGAAUACUAACACUUGAAGAUACAGAGCAGAAGAGGGCACCCACAAGAUACCUGCCCAUUGGCCAUCCAACACUAUAUGAGUACUUCGUGGAUGUGGCGAAAGAUGAGUGGGUGGCUUGGGAAUGGGUGGUGCCAAUAUACGAACAUGAUCCUGAAAAAAAGUUCAGUGAGAUUCUGGUUCCCACUACAGAUUCAGUGCGCACCACUUGGCUUCUGACACUUAUGAAUGAUCACUACUCCAGACAUAAAAUAUUCACAAAGGUGAAGAGACCGGUAGUGCUCAUUGGAGAAACUGGAACAUCAAAAACAGCAGUAAUUCAAGAUUUCUUGAGGCAGCUAAAUCCUGAGACAUAUCUGGUGCUAAAUGUUAACUUUUCUUCUCGCACAACUUCAAUGGAUGUGCAAGGUAAUAUUGAAGCGUCAUUGGAAAAAAGAACAAAAGAUACAUAUGGACCACCAAGGGGGAAGAAAUUGGUCAUUUUCAUUGACGAUUUAAAUAUGCCACAGGUUGAUGAAUACGGUACUCAGCAACCAAUAGCAUUACUGAAACUGUUAUUUGAAAGAGGAGGAUUUUAUGAUCGAGGAAAAGAACUCAACUGGAAAGAAUUAAAGGAUCUUGGGUAUCUGGCUGCAAUGGGAAAGGCUGGAGGUGGUCGUAAUGAAGUGGACCCUCGUUUUAUUUCAAUGUUCAGUGCAUUCAGCAUGAUCUUUCCAUCUGAUGUGACACUAUAUCGAAUCUAUUACUCAAUAUUGGCAGGGCAUACUGAGCCUUUCGCAGAUGAAGUUCAAAAAGUAGUACCUGACAUCAUGAAGCUAACACUUGAUCUCUACAAGGUAAUAAUUGUUAAACUGCCACCAACGCCAUCUAAGUUCCACUAUAUCUUCAAUUUGCGUGACCUUUCUCGAAUAUGUGCCGGUCUCUGCUUGACAUCUGCAAGUUACUUCAAAUCUCCAGAGUUAUUUGUGAGAGUCUGGAGAAAUGAGUUCCAGAGAGUGAUCUGUGACAGAUUAAUCUGUGAUGAGGAUAAAACAGUAAUUGCUGAGCACAUAUCAGCAGGCUUGAAACGAUAUUUCCCUGACUAUGCUCAAACUGUUAUGGAGGAACCUCUUCUAUUUGGGGACUACCGAAAUGCCAUAAGUGAAGAUGAGCAGAGGGUUUAUGAAGACCUGCUUGACUAUGAAGCUAUAUAUCGAAUAUUUAAAGAGAUUCUUGAUGAAUACAAUGAACGCCUGAGCCGCAUGGAACUCGUGCUGUUUGAUGAUGCACUUGAACACCUUACCCGUGUCCAUAGGGUGCUACGCAUGCAUAAGGGGCAUGUUAUGCUUGUUGGAGUGGGUGGAAGUGGAAAACAAAGUAUUGUAAGACUGGCAGCUUUCACUGCAGGUUGUGAUGUUUUUAUGAUCACACUGAGCAGAGGCUACAAUGAAACAAGCUUCAAAGAAGACCUAAAACAGCUGUACUAUCUUUUAGGAGUGGAGAAGAAACCUACUGUAUUCUUGUUUACAGCUGCACAGGUAGCUGAAGAAGGUUUUUUGGAACUGAUUAACAAUAUUUUAAUGGUUGGUAUUGUACCUACAUUAUUCACUGAUGAAGAUAAGGACCAAAUCAUUGGACAGUGUCGAAAUGCAGCAAAGAAUGCAGGAUAUGGAAUUACCAAGGAAAAUGUGUGGAACUAUUUUACAGCAGUUUGUGCUGACAACUUGCAUGUGGCAUUAUCAAUGUCUCCUGCAGGAGAUAUUCUUCGUAACAGGUGUCGGAACUUCCCUGGGCUUGUCAAUAAUACUUGCAUAGACUGGUUGUUCCCAUGGCCACGUCAAGCUUUGGUUGCAGUUGCAAGUGUCUAUUUAAUGGAGAAUGAAAAAAUACCACAGAAUUAUCGUGAGAACAUUGUAGAGCAUGCUGUGUAUGUGCAUCAGACAGUUGUGGAAUACACAACAGAAUUCCUGCUCACUCUCCGUCGAAGGAAUUAUGUCACUCCCAAACACUAUCUUGACUUCCUCAAUACGUACCUUAGAUUGCUUGAAGAAAAAAAUAAUUUCAUUCUUGCACAGUGUCAGCGUCUGGAAGUAGGGCUAGAUAAAAUAAGAGAAGCCCAGGAGCAGCUAGGAGAGCUUAAUGCAAAACUAGCUGUACAGGAAGUAGCUGUGUCAGAGAAAACAGCUGCUUGUGAGGCUCUGCUCACAGAAAUCAAGGAGGCAACGGCACUGGCCAGCAGUAAGAAGGAAAUUGCUGAGGCAAAAGGUCGUGAGAUUGAAGAACAGGCAAAAGUCAUUCAGGCAGAGAAGGAAGAAGCAGAGGAAGUUCUGAAGGCAGCAAUGCCAGCACUAGAAGCUGCUCGUCUUGCCUUAGCUGAUUUAGAUAAAUCUGAUAUCACUGAGAUCAGGGCAUUUGCAUCACCCCCAGAACCAGUACAAACCAUCUGUGAAUGUGUGAGUAUUCUUCUUGGAGCACGUGAAGUGAGCUGGAAGGCAGCCAAAGCCGUAAUGGCUGACCCAAAUUUCCUACGCACUCUGCAGGAAAUGAACUGUGAUCUCAUUACAAAUACUCAGAUACGUGGGGUCAAGACCCAUAUGAAGAAAUCUACCAAAUUGGGUGAAAUGGCAUCUAUCAGUAAGGCUGGAUAUGGCUUGUUGAAGUUUGUGCAGGCAGUUCUUGGUUACUGUGCUGUGUACCGAGAAGUAAAGCCGAAGAAAGAGAGAGUGGCACAGCUAGAGCAAGAGUUUGACAAGGCUAAACGAGACCUGGACAGACUGACUAAGGAGAUCCAGAAGUUUGAAGAAAUGCUCAACAAACUGGGUCAAAAAUAUAGUGAUGCAAUGCAAGAUCGCCAAAUCCUACAAGAGGAAACAGAUAUUAUGCAGAGAAGACUAAUAGCUGCAGACAAACUGAUUUCUGGUCUCGGUUCUGAGAACGUCAGGUGGAAACGGGAUUUGGCAAAUCUCCACAUAGAAAGAGAACGACUUGUUGGCAACUGCCUGCUGAGCUCCUCAUUCUUGUGCUAUACUGCUCCAUUUAGCUGGGAAUUCCGACGACGCAUGGUGUAUGAUGAUUGGUUAGCAGAUCUGAGGCAUCGGGAGAUACCACUUGCAGAUGUGUUUAAAGUGGAGGCACACCUUUCAGAUGAUGUCGAAAUUAGCAAAUGGACAUCUGAGGGCCUUCCACCAGAUGAAUUGUCAGUACAGAAUGGGAUUCUUACAACACGUGCAAGUCGUUUUCCGCUUUGUAUUGACCCUCAGCAGCAGGCACUUACUUGGAUCAAGAAGAGAGAAGAAAAAAGUAAUCUGAAAAUACUAACAUUUAAUGAUGCAGAUUUUCUGAAGCAACUUGAAAUGGCCAUAAAAUAUGGAUUUCCUAUUCUGUUUCAAGAUGUGGAUGACUACAUUGAUCCAGUUAUUGACAAUGUCAUUGAGAAGAAUAUUAAAUCUCAAAGCGGACGAACGUUUGUAAUGUUGGGAGACAAAGAAGUGGACUAUGAUCCUAAGUUCAGGCUUUAUCUCACAACUAAACUGUCCAAUCCUGCAUUCAACCCUGCUGUUUAUGCCAAAGCUGCUGUCAUCAACUACACUGUAACAGUCUCGGGUUUGGAAGACCAGUUACUGAGUGUUGUGGUACGUUGUGAGCGAGCUGAUUUGGAAGAGCAACGAGAAAUCCUCAUACAAGAAACUAGCGAAAAUAAAAAUCUGCUGAAGACACUUGAGGAUUCUCUCCUCAGGGAGCUGACAACUUCUACUGGCAACAUGUUGGACAACACAGAAUUGGUACAAACCCUGGAGGACACCAAAACCAAGGCUGCUGAGGUUACAGCUAAACUCGCUUUGGCAGCCACUACAGGAAUAGAUAUAGAUCGUCUGCGUGAUGGCUAUAGGCCCGUGGCACGAAGAGGGGCCAUUCUUUUCUUUGUACUUUCUGACAUGGCAGGAGUCAACCCUAUGUACCAAUAUUCACUCACAGCUUACUUAGGAGUGUUCUUGUAUUCUCUACGUAAAGCCAUGCCAGACACUGUACAAGCAAAAAGACUUGAAAAUAUCAUAAAUACACAUACUAAAAAUGUCUAUGAUUAUGGUUGCACAGGUAUUUUUGAGAAACAUAAACUGCUUUUCUCAUUUCAAAUGACAACAAAACUACAACAGAGUGAUGGGAUAGUUAGUCAAAUGCAACUUGACUUCUUUAUCAAGGGCAGUGUCAGCCUGGAGAAAUCAGCAAGAGCAUGUCCUGCAGCUUGGCUUCCUUCUCAGGGCUGGGAAGACAUCGUGAAGCUAUCUACAUCAUUUCCAGAAGUGUUUGCAACUCUUCCAGAUGACAUUGAGAGUAAUGUGGAAACAUGGAAGGAGUGGUUUGAUCUUGAUGCACCAGAAUCUGUGGACUUUCCUUGUGAAUAUCAUCAAAAGCUUAAUAGUUUUGAGAUCCUUAUGCUUGUCCGUUGCUUCCGUGUUGAUCGUGUGUUCAGAGCAGUCACAGAUUAUAUUGCAUCAACCAUGGGUGAAGGCUUCAUUACACCUCCAGUCAUCAGCUUGGAUGCAAUUUAUGAUCAGAGCCUUCCUAAUAUGCCCGUUAUUUUCAUACUGAGUCCUGGUUCAGAUCCAACCAGUGAGUUAAUGAAGUUGGCAGACCGUUGUGGAAGUGGAGGUGGAAAGUUUAAGUAUUUAUCCCUGGGCCAGGGUCAGGAACCUGCAGCUGUUUCUUUAUUGGAGACAGCAGUGUCAAGAGGUCAGUGGCUAAUGUUGCAAAACUGCCACUUACUAGUGACUUUCCUGAGAGAUUUAGAGAAAAUGUUAGAUAGCAUGGAACGUCCUCACCCAGAUUUUCGUCUGUGGCUUACCACAGACCCAACUCCUACUUUUCCAGUGGGUAUGCUACAGAGAUCACUUAAAGUGGUGACAGAGCCUCCGUAUGGACUCAAACUGAAUCUACGCAACACUUACUUCAAGAUGCGAACACAAAGCCUUGAGGCCUGUGAACACCCAGCUUUCAAGUCUUUAGUAUAUGUGCUGGCAUUUUUUCAUGCUGUGGUGCAGGAAAGGCGAAAGUAUGACAAAAUUGGCUGGAAUAUUAGUUAUGAUUUCAAUGAAUCAGACUUCAAUGUGUGUAUGCAAAUUCUUGAUACAUAUCUAACAAAGACAUUAGUCACCAAAGACACAAGAAUUCCAUGGAGAAGUUUGAAGUACUUAGUGGGCGAGGUAAUGUAUGGCGGAAGAGUCAUAGAUGAUUAUGAUCGUCGUAUUGUACGAACCUAUAUGGAUGAAUAUAUGGGAGAUUUCCUCUUUGAAACAUUUGAUAUUUUUUACUUUUACCAUGACGAGUCUGUGGAGUACAUUAUACCACCAGAGGGAACCAAAGAUGACUAUAUUGAAUAUAUUGACCAGCUGCCCUUGGUGAAUAGCCCAGAUGUGUUUGGUCUACAUCCAAAUGCAGAAAUUGGUUAUUACACUCAAGCUGCCAAACUAAUGUGGUCUCAUCUUAUAGAACUACAACCUCAAGCUGGACCUGCUGGAGGUGGGGUCAGCAGAGAGGAAUUUAUUGAUGGAAUAGCUCAAGAUAUUCUGAAGAAAAUCCCAACACUGUUCAAGAUUCAACAGAUUCGCCAGAAAUUCUAUUCUAAGAUGACACCUAUCAUUAUUGUACUCAUACAGGAGCUGGAGAGAUUUAACAAUUUGCUGGAGAGCAUGAAGAGGACACUGUCAUUGUUACGAAAGGCAUUGGCAGGAGAGAUAGGCAUGGAUGCCACAUUAGACAAUGUGGCAUAUAGUCUUUUCAAUGGCCAGUUACCAAAUGUGUGGAGGAAACUCAUUCCAGCUACAACAAAGAAUCUUGGAGGCUGGAUGGAUCAUUUUGAAAGACGUGUGAAACAAUAUUUCUACUGGGCAAGUUACAGUGACCUGAAAAUAAUGUGGCUGUCAGGGCUUCAUAUACCAGAAUCAUACCUCACAGCACUGGUGCAGACAACAUGCCGCAAGAAUCGUUGGCCACUAGACAGAUCUGCUUUAGCAACAUCAGUAUCUGAUUAUGCUUCAAGGCUGGCUAUUAAGCAGAUUGAAGAUCUCCCAGAUAAUAGCUGGUUGAUAGAGGGUCUUUACCUUGAAGGAGCCCACUGGGAUAUGAAGAAUCGCUGUUUGGCUAGACCUCUACCAAAGGUUCUUGUGGAAGAGCUACCACUGCUGGAAGUUCGUCCUAUAGAGCUACAUAGACUAAAACAACAGAAUACAUUUAAAACACCUGUGUAUACAACUCCACAACGGAGAAAUGCCAUGGGUGUUGGACUUGUCUUUGAGGCAGCCCUUGCAACAGAUGAACAUGAAUCUCACUGGGUACUGCAGGGUGUAUGCCUUACUCUGAACACUGAUUAACUGCAUUACCUAUAAGGUUGCAUUAUAGGGUGUGUUACAGAAGAUGCACCAAUUCCUACUACAUUAGAAACAAUUCUUUUUCAUAAUUUGUUUAAUGUUGUAUUAUAUUGUGAAGUAUAUCUUAUAAAAUAUGAGAUAUUUUUGUAAGUGCU
This is a messenger RNA of Schistocerca serialis cubense, 11684 nucleotides long. RefSeq names its product dynein axonemal heavy chain 10 (gene Dhc98D). Gene Ontology annotation, cellular component: dynein complex. The record is from RefSeq and is a predicted model, not a curated record. The transcript has 70 exons. NCBI's taxonomy places the organism in Eukaryota, Metazoa, Arthropoda, Insecta, Orthoptera, Acrididae. Bases 1 to 11532 code for a protein of 3843 amino acids. Gene Ontology annotation, molecular function: dynein light intermediate chain binding; dynein intermediate chain binding; ATP binding. Gene Ontology annotation, biological process: microtubule-based movement.